This is a messenger RNA of Etheostoma spectabile (orangethroat darter), 6212 nucleotides long. It is a transcript of the gene klhdc8b, whose product is annotated as kelch domain containing 8B. The transcript is spliced from 6 exons. Lineage: Eukaryota; Metazoa; Chordata; Actinopteri; Perciformes; Percidae. Gene Ontology annotation, molecular function: protein binding. Gene Ontology annotation, cellular component: midbody; intercellular bridge; cellularization cleavage furrow. Gene Ontology annotation, biological process: mitotic nuclear division; mitotic cytokinetic process; nuclear chromosome segregation. The record is from RefSeq and is a predicted model, not a curated record. Bases 1172 to 2251 code for a protein of 359 amino acids.
GUGGAAGGAGCGCGAAGGUAACGUCGGUGUUUGGCUGGAUUCUGUCACUGAACAGGAACACGACAGGACGACCGCUGUCGACAUGCCGUGUCCGGACAUUUACGCGGAGCUGUGCAGGCGAGCGCCGACGCACCGCUGACUGCGCGUGCCGUGCAUCCACCAGACAAAAAGGCUGGAACCCACCGAGGGGCCCUCAUCCUCUCCGAAGCGACCACGAAGCUACGAGACACACAGUUCACAAGGCCCCAGCGUCUCACAGCGAGUCACAGAACAACGCUCCAGGAUUUGAAAUUCUAGUUUAAUUAAGGGAAGAUUUUUUUCUUCUUUUUUUUAAUACAAGAAGGUCUUGCAGUCAUUACACUCCUGUAGAGUUUUCAUCUAAAGACGUUGGUUCAUUUAUAAAAGUUUUUUUUUUCCCCUGUGGGCUUUAUCACCAGGGUGCAAAUAGAACUGCCGAGCUGCAGCUGAAGGGGAAUUUUAGCCCUAAUUAAUUCUCUUUUGGUUUAAAGGUAUACAAGUCUCUGCCAUAAAGGCUUUCAUUUGGAUUAUCAGGGCACUAGUGAAGGUCAGUGUUUAACUCUCUCUCCUCUCGGGUCUUUGAUCCAGUGCCACCUCCUCCUUCACUCCUGACUUUGAGGUUUUUGUGGGAUUAAACAUUAAGCCCUAGGACACCCUCUUCAAGCUUUUUUUUGUUGACCAGGGAUAUACUCAAGCCAAAAUUUAACCAAAAUAACCUCCCAGCAGGAUGCAGUGAAGGAGAAAGGAAUAGAGAGAAUUGAAGGGCAGAUGGCUUCGCUGCUCAAAAACACCAACAGCCAGAUGAAUAAAACAUUUGAAUAAAGAGGGAGCUGUGACAUCUGGCUGAGGAGUGAGUUAGACACUCUCCUCAUUCCCUCGCUCUUUCUUUUUACCCUUUCUGUCCAUCUUUCACACACUAGCAUCCCUAUCUUUGUCACUCCCCUCCUUUUUAUUCAUUUCUUUUUGGGACGCAGGGGUUCAGGCAGUCACUCAAACAGACAGAAACAAGCUUGUGCCUCUGCUUGUUUCUUUUGCUCUCGCUCAGUUUAGUUCCACCUUUGCAAGCUCCCCUCACUCCAUCCUCUGCCCCUUCCUCUUCCUCCUCCCUGGCGUGGUGUGUGAUGCGGUGUCCCCUCCUCUCUGUCCUGGAGACAUGCCUGUGCAGGAGAUGGCGGUGAGUCCUGUCAAGUCCCUGUACUGGGAGCAGUUCCCCCCCAUGUCGCAGCGCCGUGUCUACUGCACUCCCGUCUACCACGAAGGCCUGCUCUACGUGCUGGGGGGCUGUAGCGAGACGGGCGCGCCCCUGGAUAGCGUUGAGGUCCUGGAUGUGGAGAGCCAGACGUGGAGCCAGCUGCCACCGCUGCCCACUGCGCGGGCGGGGGCCUCGGCCGUGGCCUUGGGGGGCCAGGUGAUGGUGCUGGGGGGAAUGAACCAGCAGCAGACCCCGCUGGCGUCCGUGGAGAUGUACCACCCCGACGAGGGCAAAUGGGAGACGAAGGCCAGCCUGGGUCAGCCGUCUAUGGGAGUCACAGCUGUGGAGAAAGAUGGAAAGGUGUAUGCGCUGGGAGGUAUGGGAACCGACACAACGCCACAGGCCCUGGUGAGGGUUUAUGACGCGGAGAAGGACCAAUGGCAGCCGAUGACCUCCAUGCCCACGCCGCGGUACGGAGCCACGCCCUUCGUAAGGGGAAAUAAAAUCUACGUGAUGGGUGGUCGCCAGGGAAAGAUGCCGGUGACGGCGCUGGAGGCUUUUGACCUGGAUAUGAAGAGCUGGACACGUUACUCCUGCAUCCCAAGCCGGAGGGCCUUUUCCUGCUGCGCUACCAAUGAGCGAAGUCUCUUCAGCCUGGGGGGCCUCCAGCAGCCGGGGCCGCAUAACUUCUACUCCAGGCCUCACUUUGUCAGUACCAUGGAGGAGUAUGACCUGGAUCAAGGCAUCUGGAUCAAACCCAGCCGGACAUCCAGGAUGAGGGAGAAGAGGGCUGACUUUGUGGCGGGAUGCCUGGGCGGAAGGGUAAUCGCAGCUGGUGGUCUAGGUAAUGAACCAUUGCCGUUGGGCACGGUGGAGAGCUACAACCCUGUGAAGCGUCGCUGGGAGUAUGUGGCGCCCAUGCCCACUGCACGCUGCUCCUCUGCCCUCCUGCAGACAACCAGCAUGCUCUUUGUCAUCGGCGGAGUCGCCCAGGGACCUAGUCACGCUGUGGAAGCCCUCUGCUUACCGGAAACAGUGUGACACAUGCACACACGCUAACACACAGUCACACAGGAGUGCUAACCGGCAUUGAUAUUUUCUUCUUGGGCGUACAUAAACACAGACGAAAACACGUGAAUUGGAUCCACAGACGACAUUUAGAUACUUUUCUACCUUUAUGUCCGACUGAUGGAUUCCUAUUGUACACUUGGAUAGUAAGAAACCAUUUUUGACAUUCUACAAGCAUUUUCAACUGCAGAGACAGGUUGUGACAGAGAUGGACGAAUCUGAAGUUUAAAGCGAGGACAGAACACUGACAGCUUUUUUACACUGGGGAAAUCAGAGAGAAAGAAAAGAAUGAGCAAAAAACAGACACACACGGUGUCUGAAGAAACAACACGCCUUUGAACUGUUGAGUAUUUUUCAAAAGCAGGGUACUUUUAUGGAUAUCAAAGGAAGAUAGGGCCAUAUCUGUAUCUCUUCUUUGCGGCAGCGUCGCUUUCCCUGCUGCUGCGUCAGCAGGCUCGGACACUUUUCUAUGACCUUCGAAACAGUUUCAGACAGUGUCAUUCUGGGAAUGUGUAUGUCUGUUGUGGUUCUUCUGUUUGUGUUGCAGUGUUGUAUAUGUGUGAAUGUUAGCGCUGCUAGCAACCACAGUGUCAACAACAGUGGCCCUUGACAUGCGUUCACACUUCAAGCAACUGCUAGUCAGAAGCCCAUCUACUGUAUUUUCUAAACCAGUGUAGCGUUGGCUGACGUUGACCACAGUCACUGUGUUUCCUUUAUUUGUUGUUGCAGAAAAGCUGACUGUGGUCGGCGCCUCGUUUUGCUACAUAUCUUUCCACCACUGCUUUAACAUUAGCGCCUCAGCAAUCAAUCCCAAGCAAAUUACCAAGGCUCAAACGGUCCUUCACAUUGUAGCACAAGGAUGUAGUUGCUCGUGGAGUGAAUGCAGAGUUCCCUUAAACCGGCUGCACUGAAGCAUCCAGACAGAUUAAUCUGAAAUCAGCCUCCUGACAUAGUAUAUUCCCCUUGCUUUUUUGUGAUUGAUAGUAAUACAUUAACGUCAGUCAGAUGAUGGAUGAAAUGGGAAGAGCAUCUCAAAGGGAUGAUACCUGGGCAACAUUUUGAAGUCAGUGUUGGACAAGUUAGUGGAAAAAUCUAGUCAUUACAGAUUAUAUGUUAUUCUUGUAUUAUAUUACUUAACUAAUUAUUCAAAAGCAAAAGUAAUUGGUUGUAUUAAGUUACCCAUCGCAGCUCCGUCAAAGGUGCCUUUAAACAACUCCAAAGCCUCCACACCCGCAUGUCACUAUCAAACAUACUGUAUGUUGGUCUUACAAGGGGCCAGCCGACAGUUUGGAGGCAUUUACUGAACAUCAACAGCUGGUUAAGGUCCUGUUGCUAGUGUGAAACUGCUGUUAGUACACUCUUCACCAAUGAAGAAAACCCAAGUGAUUCCUGAACAGUGUUGUGUGUAACGCGUUACAAAGUUGGUAACAAAACGUUCCUUUUUCAAUUUGGACGCAACUUUACUAAACCCAGGGAUAGAUUUGAAAGUGACACUGCCUUCUCCGCUGUGUGCUCAAAAGCUCCACACGGUAUGUGACAGAGGCUGCUAGCAGAGCAAUCAUGGCAAGCGAGAAGCAGCCAAUGCUAACUUUUAAAAGCUUUGUGGCUUUCGUCUGGAUGGCGUUAUGAGCUUUGAGCUACAAUAACAACACAUUGCUGAGGACUGGCGGUUGAAUAACUUCCCCAACACUGUUCCUGAAUGUGGGUUUACCAGUGGCUAACGUUAGCUAGCCAGCAAAGAACACACAGCUUGUAAAUUAAGACAACUUGGAGUUAGUGGAAGACAAUGUCCUCAUCUUCUGGCUGCCUUACAACACGUCCAGCUCUUGUGCCAGGCUAACCCGUAACACAGCGCUCUUUCCACUGAAGGCAUGAGACAAAACUGAUGUCAACUACUGGCCCAAAUGUCAAGGAAACAAAGUGUAACUGGGAUUAGUAAAUUGUAAUCACUUACACUCAUUGUUGCUGGAAAAGUAACACAUUACUGUAACACAUUACUAAGUAACUACUGCCCACUGUUAGCCUGUUAGCCAAAACAGUAUGUGACACGCUACACAUAGUAUGAUAAUAUACUUUUAUUUUGUCCCCAUGGGGAAAUUCCUUUUUUCAUUUUAUUUCACACAUAUGCAUCAAAUCAAGAGAGAUUGUCCCCAAGCCAAGUUCUUAUGGACUCUGCUACUACCUGACAUUAACUAAAACCUAAAAAAGACUGAUCCGUCUCUCUGUCCUUUGAAUUUCUCAACAACCGUUUAUCCGAUCGACUUCACGCUUACAAUACAACAGGUGUAUUGCUGAGGACACAAGGAAGUGUCUAGUGUGAGCACUUGAGAUCUUUUUGAAGUGCAUUCUUGCAUUAUUCACACACUGUAGUGUAUUGAGAAUGGACCCCGACUUCGAGCAAAUGACAUGUAUACUCUAGCAUUGCUAGGGUACACAUCUAUGUCAUGGCAAUUGUGUUGCUUAGAACACAAGGAAGCGCAGUGUUGAUUGUGAAGUUGUUUUUGGAUAAAGGAUUCUCGGGAAAGCAUUCUGAACAGCCAUGUUUUGAAUGAGCACUGCACAGACACUAAAUGGCAAAGAAUAUUGCUGGGAGUGCUUUGAGAGAUUUCUAUGGACACAUGUUUUUGCCAUGGCUCUGGGUGCCCAUUGGAAUAUAUUGUAACUGACAACGGCUACUACACAACCUUUUAGAGGCACCUUCUAGUUCUACAGGGUGAGCAGCUGGUACUCAAAAGAUGGACUUGUUGUUUGGGCUGAGGUGAAGCUUUGUGUACAAGAAUAAGGAAUAAAAGAUGAUGGAAGGAGCGGCAGUGCAGAAUGUUUUGUGACAGAUUCAGUGACUUGUGGAGAGCAGACGAGGUCGGGCAUGAAACGAAGGAGCGACUCAGUGCAGUGUGUUACGGUGUGGCAAGCUGCCUCUGUUGGUCUUUCUUUUUCUGCCAUACCGGUAGAAUUUUCAAAUAUAGGCCAAAUCAGGUCCUCCAUUCAGAAUACUGUGACACAGAGGAGUCAAUCGUGGCUCUGUUGGUUUGGUCCCAGUUUUACUUUUACUAACAUUUGCCAUUAUUAGGUGAUUGAUCUACAAGCUUACCUGCUCUUGCCUGUGGAAUACAGGUAAUGAUAUUUGCCUUGACAAAAUGUCCAGUUCAUUUUAAAUUACCAGAGUUUAUUUGAUCGCUGGCUUCAACAUGAUAAAUGACCGUGAGACAUCGGGAGGCAGUAGGAAAGAAACUGAAAAAUUAAAACCAGAUUGGAUCGACAGAUAUGAAUGGACAAUUUAACAGAUAAUGGUCAAUUUUACGACUCGAACACACACGAAAAGCUGAGAUACACAACUGCAGCCUUAUUACACUGUGCAUCAUUUAGAGAUGACGUUCAUCUGCUACAUACAAACUACUUAAAUAACAUACAUGUUGCAGGUGCAUGACAAACAAACCAUUAUGUCACCCCAAAACAGGAAACCUAUUUUAAAAAAGACUUGUAUGCAUUCAUACAUACAAGAGAGAGAAAAACAUAAGUUAGUUUGACUAGUUAGAGACACAAAUAAGGAGCAGUACAGGAAGAGGAAGCUAUCUCUGACCCCUUAUGUAAGCAUUGUUUCUCGCUCUCUCUCUCUCUCUCUCUCUCUCUCUCACACACACACACACACACACACACACACACACACACACACGCACACACACUUUCCCUGUAUUGCCCAUUUCAAAUACGUUUUCUGGUCAGACUUUACUAACAGAGUCAGACAUCUUUUGCUGUGAGAGAGCACUAAGCAGCUGGAGCUCAAAUAAAAUGUCAGUUGACGUUGGUUAUUUCUAGUGUUGCAUUGUGUGCAUCAUUUGAGUGUGUUAGGUAUAGCACCAGAUAUGUGCAUGUGACACACACAACCACUCACGCAUGCACACACACCACACACACACACACACACACACACACA